Tigriopus californicus is the source of this 661-nucleotide messenger RNA. Its product is annotated as nuclear protein AMMECR1-like. Bases 27 to 638 code for a protein of 203 amino acids. Lineage: Eukaryota; Metazoa; Arthropoda; Copepoda; Harpacticoida; Harpacticidae. The transcript has 3 exons. The record is from RefSeq and is a predicted model, not a curated record.
GCAGACAAGGGGUCGACAUCGUGUUCAUGUCUCGAUUGGGUGGAGGAAGCUCUGGGUUUGGGGGUGGGCGGUUCCGUCGAUUCAGCGGUCGCCAUGGGGGUCAUGAGGAGGAAUCGGAGCCUUCCUCCUCAUCAUCUGGGUCUUCUUUGGCCGGAGCCACGUCUCUGAUGGGUCCUAGGAUGGGAGGGGGCUUGGGACCCAAUGGGUACUCGGUUGUUCGACCAGAUAUGGCGUACUAUUGCUUUGAUGUGCUGUAUUCCCAUCUGUAUCACAUGGACCCGCCGAGGACGCCAUACUUUCCCAAUGAUUUCUAUCCUUUGUUUGUCACCUGGAAGAUUGGUAAGGACAAGAAACUCCGAGGAUGCAUUGGCACUUUCAAUGAAAUGGAGCUCCAUGAAGGACUCAGAGAAUAUGCGGUCACCAGCGCCUUGAAGGACUCUCGUUUCAAUCCGGUGACCCGUGACGAACUACCUCGACUACACGUCUCCGUGUCCAUUCUCUGUCACUUUGAGGACGGCGAUAACUUCCUGGAUUGGGAAAUCGGCGUACAUGGCAUUCGGAUUGAGUUCUACACAGAACGUGGGAGCAAGAAGAAAACCGCUACCUACCUGCCAGAUGUCCCACCAGAACAGGGUUAGUGGGAACGUCUUUUUUGUUAUUG